Messenger RNA from Meleagris gallopavo (turkey), 2232 nucleotides. It is a transcript of the gene CENPN, whose product is annotated as centromere protein N. The record is from RefSeq and is a predicted model, not a curated record. Gene Ontology annotation, biological process: CENP-A containing chromatin assembly; chromosome segregation. Gene Ontology annotation, cellular component: nucleoplasm. NCBI's taxonomy places the organism in Eukaryota, Metazoa, Chordata, Aves, Galliformes, Phasianidae.
CUGAUUGGGUGCUUCGAAAGGCGGGAGGCGGUUGGCGCGGCGCGUUGCCGGGUUGGUGUUGCGCUGGCAGUGGUGGCACCGCCUGAGGUGCGGCGGUGUCCUCACUAUGGAUGAGGUCAUUGUCGAGUAUAUCCGAAGAACUGUGCUAAAAAUCCCCCGUGAUGAAAUCAUGGCAGUGCUGCAGAAGUGGGGCUUUCUCUCAGAGGCGCAGCUACAAACCAUCAACUUCCGUCAGACCAAAGAGAGCAUCUCUCACAGCGUCGCCCAGCUCUGCGAGGAAAGUUCUGCAAACAUAAAGCAAGCAGCCCUCCUAGACAUCAUCUACAACCACAUCUAUCCAAACAAAAGAGCAUGGAGUGUCUACCGUAUGAACAAAACAGGGGAAGAAACAGACUUCUUUGACUUCAGAGAUUUCAAAAAAAAAUUUAGAAGACAAAUUCAAUCAGCAUUGAUAAAUGUCACCAUCAAUUUUAGGGAAUAUGAGGAUAAUGCAAUCUGGAUUAGAAUUGCCUGGGGAACACCUUAUACAAAACCAAACCAGUACAAAACCAGUUAUGUUGUGUACCACUCCCAGACUCCUUAUGUCUUCAUCUCUGCCUCCACCCUUAGGAGCAACUUACCUCUGCUGUGUCAGGCAAUGGUUGUUGCUUCCAAUUACCACGACAUCCGGGAAAUGGAGCUUCGAAGUCAUUGUUUAAACUCCCUUAAAGAUAUUGUGUUUAAGAGGUACAGCCAGAACUUCCAAACCAACUAUCCACUACAGGAAAGGAAUGUACUCACAGAAAAUGUGGAUUUAAGGAUAAAUGAUGAAAACAGUAGCGAGAAAGAAAGAAUACACAGACUGAAUCAGGAAUGUUUUGGUGAUGGCCCCCAACCCAAACUUGACUUCGCACAAUAUAAGCUUGAGACAAUGUUUAAGAGUGAUCCCAAAUGGGAUGUCUUGGAGAAAAAAGAGCCAUUCCGAUGUUUAGUCAAGUUUUCUAGUCCACAUCUUUUAGAAUCACUGAAAUCCUUGGCACCAGCAGGUUUGGCUGAUGCACCACUUUCACCACUACUUACAUGCAUUCCACAAAAAGCUAGAAAUUACUUUAAAAUUAGAGAGAAGAAGUCUUUACAUCCAGGAAACUUUGUAAGCCCUUAAAUAGGAAUGUUUUUAUAUCAAAAUAUGUGAUUCAUUUAUUACUGGUAUUAAUCCAAUCCAUAAUCACCUUUAAAACAGAUUUUAAAAACAGCCUUAUUCUCUGAUAAACCCUUUUUUAUUUCUGACUUUGGGUUAGCCCUUAAACUAACAAGUCACUGUUAGUGAAUUUUAAACAGAAAUCAUGAUUAUUUAAAGUUUAAAUGUGAUUACUACUUCUAUCUGUGUUUGCUGUUAGAUGCUAAAGCCUGGUACAAAUAGGUAAGACACCUAUUCUGUCUUAACUGUCAUAACUGUAGGUGGCCUUAUUUCAGCUGCAGGACAGCAGUGAAACACAACACAUGCCCAUUCUGAGCACGUGAACAGCCCCAUUCAAAUAAGUGGAACUACCACUCUGCGUCAGGUCGAGUGUGUUUUUGUCUUUGUAGACGCAGAUUACAUUCAAAGACCAUUGCAGGGUGUAGGGGAGAAGAGACUCUGAGAGACAUCAGUAAGAAACUUCCAUGCAGCAUUACCGGCUAUUCAGCUCCAGAGUUCUCACUCACCAACUGUGACAGUCAAUAAUAAAUAUUUUAAACUUUUAAAAUUCUAUCUCCUGAUAUUAGUAUCCUGUGAAAUACCAGCUCACAGGAACACAGUGACACUGGCAAUGGUUUUCUUUGGAGGUAGUCUAUGUUUUAGAAUGUCCGUUUCAUUCAACACGGGAUCUCUGCAGUCUUUGUACAUUAUCGUUUCUUGAGCUUAGGGACACAAAGAUUGCAGAAGCAAGAUAUCAGCAUGCACUCGUGCAAACAGCAGCUUUGCAGUGGACUUCUCUAGGGUUGGUAAAUAGUAAUUGGUAAUUAUGUAGAUAUUUCUAUGUAACUGGCUGUAUUAUUCUUAUUUUAAGAGAUUAAUUUGUGCUGAAGUGUCGAACAAAUGUUUGUUUCUUAAUUCUGCUACCUGGAAGCAUAUUGCGUGUGUGCCUUGUGUAUGAUAUGUUGGUAGGCAGUCCUUUGAAAGAGCUUCAUGACAAAGUAUAACUGUUUGGAGAGGUUGUAUGGGAAUUAUUUUGUUUUCAAACUGUAAAUAAAUGUGUAAAUUAAGACCUCUUA